GCUCACUUAAACCACAAAAAAGUCAAAAGCUUAUCAUUAACACUUAAAAAAGCAGUUAGUCAAUCGUCAAAGUGAUGUUCACUCCGAUCUAAGUUGGCAUGAUAUCAGGACAGCAGUGAGAAUAGCAGUGAUAUAUAUCAGUAACUACAACCGAAAGGUUAGGAAGUCAGUCGGUUUCAACAGCGUUUACUGGAGUGGUCGGUGCUUGGAAACUCCUCCCUUUAGGCUUCGAACACGAUAAGGAGUAAAGGCAAUUUAAACUUAGACUAAUAAAAGAUAUACGCAAUGAUCAUCAGUAGUGAUAGAUAGCUAAGACAAAGGCGGUAAAGAAAGUCAGCCGUGAUAACGUUUCAGAAUUAUCAGAUAAAGGGGUAAUAGAAAUUCGGGAUUCAUUAAGAUUAUUUUUGGAAAAGAUGAUACUAGGAUCCGUUCUCAGCUCAGGAUACUGAAACCAUAGGAAAAACAAUUUCGAGAACAAUUUAACUGCUCAUCAACUACUCUUCAGUUGCCUACCUUUACUAAACAACCUGAAUGAAAUGUUUACAUAAGCUCUUUAUAUCUUUAUGAAGUAGAAAAACCAUGACUAAAUCUAAAGCCAAGUGGAGCAGAAGGCUCUUAUAGAUUAACUCCCGAGAUUUUUAAGGACUGGGGUUUAGUUUUAGCUGUUAGAUUGAGAUAUCAGCUAGAGUCUGAGAACUAGAUCUAAUCUUAUUUGACUGCUUUACACCACUAAUCGUUUCAGUCUACAACGAAAGACAAAAAUCCUCUUGUGACAACCAUUGAAGAAUCAGUUUAGUUAGUAACUUCAAUAAUUGCUCUAUGGUUAACUAAACCUUGGGAAAAGCAGUCUGGUUUCAAAGUUAGACGUAGAUGUGUAGAUCAAAUAAUUCACCUUGCAUUAGGUUUUAGAGCACAAACAUUAUUCAGACUCCCAACCACGGUUGCAUUCCUCGACCUUAAAGCAACACUGGACUUCAUAGAUCGAUAAGUUUUACUCCAUUAUCUGUCAUUUAAGAACGCAUCAAAGUAAUAUGUUAGCUCUGUGCAGGCUUUCCAUUCGAACGCCACCUGUCGAGUCAGAUAUUGUAGCAAACUGCCAUUACAACUGAUGACUCCAAGUGGUGUUCAUCAGAGUUGUUAAUGUUCUCCGUUUUUGUUUAAGUUUGUCGUAGAUAUUCUCUUAGGAAUGCAGCUUUCAUCAUCUAACUUUUUGGAGAUUGAUACCCUACAAAGAGAUCCACUUAUUAACUUGAGAUAUGCAAAUCAUACAGUUCAGUUUGGGUAAAUACCGAAGGCAAUAGUCUUUUAAUCACCCUCAGCAACAAUCCAAACUUGUCUAAGAUGGGUUCUUUCUUUAAACGCAGGACGUUGCUUCAGGAAUGGUCUGCUUUAAUGCUUGAGUUAAUGAUCAGGAUUGGAGUAGUUGGCCUUGUCGAUCACUUCUCUUAUCCUGGAAUUUUCAUCAGCCCUAGUGAGUUGGUGUCCGUCGAAAUCUCGUAAAGAAUGCAGAAAAUUCGGUUGGUUUCUAUCAACUUGGAUCGCUUGUGCCUUGGGCGAAGUAUCCACCUCUCAGUCAGGAUGAAUUAACUGUUCAGCAGUUCAAUCUCCCUUUAAAAACCUAGGAUAUUUGUAGGUUAUUAAUAUUCGAUCAUAAAUAUCUUCGAACUAUUGCUCGUGUAUUUUAAAACCAUCAAGUUAGCGAUUCUGAGGUUAGGCCCAGAUUACUAGGCAUGUAUGGUAAAUCGACUGAUGGGACAGUGAAUGUUUAUGUACUGAAGUACUGUACGUAUCCUCAUCCACCGACUGCCUCAACAGUGCAAUGACAAUUGUGUAGGAGUAGUCUGGAAAAAAGCCAGAUCAAGACAUAGCAUCAGUCCAUAAAAUCACUGACUGUUGGACUAAGCCAUGUGGAUAGGUGAGGACUACCUGGUUAGGGUCUACGUGACUAUUGAAAUCAGUGGUUGGAGAUUUGGGAUGAGAUGGCUUAGAAUCACUCAUAACAGUGCUUGUGUAUUUACUCUUCAUUUUCCCUUAGACCAUAAGUUUCUCAAUUCCUUAUGAUUUUCUUUUUCGCUUAUUUGUAUUUUCUCGAAUUGGCUCUUUAAUAUCUGAUCUUUUCUUUUUCCACCAAUAAUGUUAUUAUCUCUUCUACUCUAGAAUUUCAUAUCGCUGUGCUGAUGAGGCGUGACAACUUUAACUGAUAUACACACAUCCCAGGUUCUAUGUUGCGCAUGAUUAAUGUACAGACUUAAAUAGGUAACUGCCGGGAAUUAGUCGUAGUGACAUCUGUGAGUUUAUUAUUAAAACCAUUUUUAAUGUGUGUGCUAUUUCAUCUCUUUGUUUCUCACCACAUACUUUACGUUUAGUUACUUUUGUUGUCAUUUGUAUAAAUUUUAUUCCGGUUUCCUGGUUUUUCAUUUUAUUUUCAUUCCAACACACUGAUGUAGUUACACAACUUGGGUCGAUGCGUAUUUGUCCCAUAGUUUAUAUGGCUAGUGGACUGUGUAAUUACUUCGUUCGAUUAAUUUGCUUCGUUUUUGUUUAUAUGAUCAUUUUAGAACUUAAAUGCAAUCAAAUCUUGCAUUCUCUGAAGAAACCAAAAUUGUUUUAUCUUCGAUCAAUGCACCAUCAUCGUUAGUUAUUGAAGAAGAUCAAUCAGUAGAGAAUUGCAAUGAUGCAUUUGAGCUUCUUUUACCUGCUGUUUUAAAUAAAGAAAAUUUGAAUGUUUUGGAAGCUCAUCUGGGACUAGGUGGUGGAGGCGACUGGUGGAUAGACCCAUCACGUAGUCCAAUUGAAGUAGACUCAAAUGGAAACAGAGAUGAAGGUGCUAUUUUAGAUAUUGAAGCCAGUUGCAAAAUUUGGUAUCGUACGCCAUUUGAUCGAGAUCCAGAAUUCUGUAAUAAUUCCUAUCAUCUUUUGAACCGAUUAAAUGAGUUGGCGAAAAUCAAAGGGUUAAUCGAAGAGGCCUCACUGAGGAAACAUUCGCCUAAUGAAGUAGGAUUAAAUGAUAGUGAUCGCCAAAUAUACCAUUCAACGCUGUCUGUGAAUGGUUCUAUGGAUUUUAAAAUUUUUCUGUCACAUCCAAAUCGCGAUAUACAGAACAUUGACCCUCAGUUAGAUCUCCGCCGCAGUUUAAACAGCUCAAUUGGAGAGUAUUCUAAUUUACAGGGUACAUAUGCUUUACGUAAACAAAAUAACAAUAAAAAGGUACCUUUACGUGAAGUCUUUGAUGCUAGAGCUCAAGAAGUUGAUAGUGCUAUGUAUUGCGAAAAACCCAAACCACCUUUCUCCCAAGCCGUGUAUUCAGGAUUACCUCAGUUACACAGAUCUCAACGACCUGUUUCUCCUCAUGCGACUCCGAAUAAUAAUGUUUCACCUAAUAUUAGUAACCGCAGAAUUUCGUCAAAGCCUAAUGACACUUUGCUUGUUCCAGGCGCUACUAGUAGCCCAUAUCAAAAGCCUUGUAGUCAAAAACAAUCCGUUCUUUCACGGACCUACUCGAAGGAGCAAAUGGAUUUACUGAAGGAGGUAAAUGACUACCCUCUCAAUGAGUCAGUUCCUAAGGUACCUUCCCUAUUUUUUAGAUCUCAUGCAUUAACCACUUCUCUGCCCAUAUCGGAUAAUGAAGGUGAUAUAGAUGUAACUAGAAGUUUAGAUAUCUCAUCUGGAGUUAACCAAAUAUCUCAGUCGCAUUCUGCAACUGAAUUAGUUACAAAAGGUCGCAAAAUUUCUGAGAAAUUUAACGCAUCUUACUCUAGUAUGCGAAGCUCAGAUGUAUUUGAAUUAGCUCGUCUCCAGGAAACUCACUUACGUGAACACAGUGGUAGUAGAAGUAAAUUAGAUUGUUCCAACACUUCACUUACUGAGUCGAGUUUUGGAGAUGAGAAACAUCGUAAACAUAAAGGUAGUGCCGCUGGUAGUUUUGGGCAAAAAUCAGGCAGUGGUUUAAGUUCUUGUGGGGUUAGCGCAACACACAGUCACGAAGAAAUUGCAAUCGUAGAUACAAAUGAUAGGCCAGAGCGUCAACAUACUAUUAUAGCGAAGGAAUGUUUUAACCCAUUAUCAAGUUCAGUUGAUUGUGAACUUAAAGUCAAUAUGAUUGCGGAGGUGCAUUCGAGUACAAAUUUGGAUCAAACAGAUGUUGUGACUUUACCCUCUAAACCAUUAAAUUCUACAUACGAUGCUCCAGACUUCAAGCGCGUAUAUGACUGUGAUUCAACAUCACAAACGAAUGAAUUAAAAAAUCUCAGACCCAUUAUAGACAGUAUAGAUAGUACUGUAAAUACCAUAAAUGAUUGUACCACACAAGAAAGCAACAGUGUAGCACAUAUAUCUCAUCCAAAUGUUGAAAUGAUGAAACCUAAGAAAAAUGAACAGCAGCCUGAUACUUAUGAGUUAAGCAGUUAUGUUACUGUGUUGGAAAACAAUUCAGAUUCUGCGUUACCUACGAAACAUGAUGAAGAUACAAAAUCGGGUAAAAAUAGUGUAUCUAAAAGUGAACCGGGUCUUGAACGAAGUAUACCCCGUUUGUCAGAUUCUGCAUCAAAUGUCAAAUACCUACAAAGUCCCCAGGCAACCCGAUCUGUUACCAAACCAGCAAACAACAACAAAACAAUACCAAGUAGACAAUCAGGUUUAAAAAUUCCUUCAAAAAUAUCGAUCCCUCUUCCUAAUGGAAGUAUUUCUCGUCUUCCAAUGUUAUCUCAAAAAAUGCCUUCAAUGAGCAUAAGUAGUCGUGUUGGUUCUCGUAAAUCUAGUAUAACUGGACCUGAACAAGGUUCUUCUGAUCGUCCAAUAAACAAAACUCAACCUUCACUCAGAAAUAACCCAUCCUCUAAUAGCAGCAUUCAUAGUAGUGGUAGUAGUGUUUCUUCUAACAAUAUCAAAACAAACCAGACAUCCAAUUCUACAAAGUCCCUUCCUAAAUCAUCAACUGUACAACUAAGACCAGUGCCUUCUAAAAUCAGUUUACCAUCUGGUACUUCGGGAAGUACUUCCACCAUUCGAAAGCCAGCAGUACCAUCGUUUGGUUCAUCUCGUGGGAAAUCGUCUGGUAGAUGAUGAAUCCAACUUUGACAAAUGUUACUAACUUUUGAUAAAAGUAUUAUACACUACUUUUAAGAUAACCCAUAUUGCUUCUUGUGUGCCAAAUCCCGGUACUCCUAUAUCUAUCUAUAUAUAUAUAUAAAAUCAAAUUUUUGCUUUUUCAUUGACAGAAUAAAAUGGAAUCUAGUUUAUGUAUACACAUAUGUGACAGGUAUACAAAGACCAACAUUCUAAAGAAUAGUUAUAUCAUGUUCCUUAAUCUUUUUAAUCAACUUGGUAUUAAUUUCAGUAAUUUAUAAUUUUCCUUAUAACAAUUAGUUAGCUUAAAAUGUUAUACAGUUUAGUUUAUUCAUUAUGCAAUGAUUUAGUGAGAAUUCCUUUCUCGAAAUGAACCUAUUUUUUUUCAUAUUAUCCAUUUGAUUUUAAACUGAAGCUAGAGAAGUAAUUAACUUGUUUUCCUAUUUUUGGUAUGUUUUUUUCAAACAAUAAAUAUCUUGUCUUAUUACAUAACAAUUAUAAGUUUUUAAUUAAAUGCAUCAAUUCAGGCUUGUAAAGAGUAGAUUUGGUCUUUCCUCUUUCAGGUUAUUUUUUUAAUUCUCUUUUUUCAUAUUUUAAAAACAUCUUAUCAUUUAUGUGCCUUUUUUGUACUAAUGGAUAUACUGUCUAUUUGAUAACUUUCGUUUUGCUAUUCUUCAUUCUUAAUUUGUAUAAUUAUAGAGCUCUUUUCUACCAUUUG
Molecule: messenger RNA, 5782 nt
Organism: Schistosoma intercalatum
Lineage: Eukaryota; Metazoa; Platyhelminthes; Trematoda; Strigeidida; Schistosomatidae
Source: the annotation of a GenBank genome assembly